AACAUGUCGCGGAGCAAAUGUUUAUUAGUCGCCCUCGUGGGCUUACUAGCCCUCGUAACUCCUGGCCAGAGUGCUCUCCGUGCGCGCUAUGACAACUAUCGCGUGUACAAAGCUAAUGCCGAGAGCGAAGCCCAGUUGGCUGUGCUGAAGCAGUUGGAGAGCUCCAGUGAUUCGAUCAUCUUCUUGGAGGGCGUACAUCGCUUGAACGCUGACGUGCACAUGGUUGUCGCUCCCCAUAAGGUACCCGACCUAUUGGAGGUUCUGGGACGUGAGGAAAUCAAAUAUUCUCUGGAGUCUACUGACUGGCAAAAGGCCAUGGAUGCGACAGAUGAAAGUGUGGCUAUUAAGGGCCGUGCUGGCGACUAUAGCUGGACGGCUUACUACGAGCUGGAUGAUACCUAUAAUUGGCUGCAAACUUUGGCUCAGCAAUAUCCCGGAGUUGUCACCUUGAUCGAAGGCGGCAAGACCUACCAGCGUCGUUCUAUUCUGGGUGUGAAAAUCUCUAAGAGCGGUACUCAAAAGCCUGGUAUUUUCAUUGAGGCUGGCAUUCAUGCUCGUGAAUGGAUUGCUCCUGCUGCUGCCACUUACAUCAUCAAUCAGCUGCUGACCUCAGAGACGGCAUCCAUUAAGCAGUUGGCCCAGAACUACGACUGGUACAUUUUCCCCCACGCCAACCCCGAUGGCUACGUCUAUACCCAUACCACCGACCGUAUGUGGCGCAAGACUCGCCAACCGCAUGGCACUUGCUUUGGCGCCGAUCCCAACCGCAACUGGGACUUCCACUGGAAUGAGGUGGGUGCCAGCAGCAGUGCCUGCUCGGACACCUAUGCUGGACCAUCGGCCUUCUCCGAAAUCGAAACACUCUCGCUGUCCAACUACAUUGCCUCGAUAAAGAGCAAGAUCCAGCUGUACAUUUCCUUCCAUGCCUACUCCCAGUAUUUGCUCUACCCCUACGGACACACCAGCGACCUACCCGUAAAUGGCGAUGAUUACAAGAAGGUAUUUGAUGCGGCCAUUGGCGCCAUUAACCAGCGUUAUGGCACCAAGUACACUGGUGGCAACAUCUACGAUGCCAUCUACCCUGCUGCUGGCGCCAGCGUGGAUUGGGCCUUCGGUACCCAAGAUGUGCGCAUGGCCUUCUGCUAUGAGCUGCGUCCCUCUUCCAACUCUAUUCUGACCGGCUUCAAGCUGCCCGCAGAGCAAAUCAUUCCAGCCAGCGAGGAGCUGUUGGAUUCCAUUACUGCCAUGGUUUCGGAGGUAAAGAAUCUGGGCUACUUUGAUUAAAAACGAACGAUUUAAUAAACGAAAGUCAUAUUUUUGUGGCAAGCAAUUUAAAAGUAAAAUAAAUUAUAAGCCAAAGCUCUAA
This is a messenger RNA of Scaptodrosophila lebanonensis, 1366 nucleotides long. Its product is annotated as zinc carboxypeptidase A 1-like. The transcript has a single exon. Gene Ontology annotation, molecular function: zinc ion binding; metallocarboxypeptidase activity. The coding region runs from base 4 to 1284 and encodes 426 amino acids. Lineage: Eukaryota; Metazoa; Arthropoda; Insecta; Diptera; Drosophilidae. The record is from RefSeq and is a predicted model, not a curated record. Gene Ontology annotation, biological process: proteolysis.